Molecule: messenger RNA, 2106 nt
Organism: Sarcophilus harrisii (Tasmanian devil)
Lineage: Eukaryota; Metazoa; Chordata; Mammalia; Dasyuromorphia; Dasyuridae
Gene: FBLIM1
Product: filamin binding LIM protein 1
Exons: 9
Coding region: 284-1408 (374 amino acids)
Biological process (GO): cell-cell adhesion
Cellular component (GO): focal adhesion; stress fiber
Molecular function (GO): filamin binding
Source: RefSeq, a predicted model, not a curated record
GGCUGGCAGGCUGGGGGCCGGGAGAAAGGAAGGGGCUGUGAUGUCAGCGGGGAGGCUCGUUUACCUCCCUGACCCGGGCAGAAGGCACUGCGAGGCUGCCGGAGAGGGCGCCCGGGACUGGCGGCCGCCGGAGCUCAGGAUGUCUUCCUGAACCCUGAUUGGCAUUUCUGACAGUUCUUGGACCACUGGAGUCUUCUCAGCAGAACAUCGAUCAGGGAGACCAAGAGCUAAGUCCCGGGGCCUAGGAAAAAUCCCUGAGCUCCGAGGGAAUAGCCCGAGGCAGAUGAUGGCCACUAAGCCGGAGAAGAGGAUGGCCUCCUCCAUCUUCAUCACCCUGACUCCCCCUCGCCGGGACACAGCCACAGUGGCCGAGGGGAAGCAGCCGGCCAGUUCCAGCCGGGCCAGGGAGCCUGCCUCGCCCAAGAAGCCCCCCAGUGACUUUCUCGUGAACAGACGGGACCCGCGCAUCCCCAGCAUCCCUGCCUCUGCCCCGCCGCCACCCGUUCUUCUGCCUAAUGGAGGCUCAUCCCUCCCUCCUCCAGCUCCAGAUCCUGAGGACAACUUUCCUGAUCUGGAUCUCCUCCCUCCUCCACCACCCCCUCCAGCCUUCCUGCUGCCACCAGAUGAGGAGGCUCUCGCCCAGGGAGCAGAUUCACUCUUGGAAGACCUACAGCAGCUGCAUGUGGUCCCUCCACCUCCCCCUUCACAGGUCCUUCCUGAGUCCCGCCAGCUCAAGCCCCGGCCCAAUCACCUCAAGGGGGCACAGGAAGAGCUGCCGCCACCUCCUGAAGAGCCAAACCGCAUCCCAGCCAGGGAGGAGUCUACAGACAUCUGUGCCUUCUGCCACAAGGUAGUGUCCCCCCGGGAGCUGGCUGUGGAGGCCAUGAAGAGACAGUAUCACGCCCAGUGUUUCACGUGCAGGACCUGCCACCGACAGCUGGCGGGCCAGCGCUUCUACCAGAAGGAUGGGCGGCCCCUCUGUGAGUCCUGUUAUCAAGACACUCUCGAGAAGUGUGGCCGGUGCCAGACGGUGGUCCAAGAACACGUCAUCCGAGCUCUGGGCCAGACCUUCCACCCAGACUGCUUCACCUGUGUGGUGUGUUCUCGGCGCAUUGGGGAUGAGAGCUUUGCCUUGGAUGAGCAGAAUGAAGUUUAUUGUUUGGAUGACUUCUACAGGAAAUUUGCCCCCGUAUGCAGCAUUUGUGAGAAACCAAUCAUCCCCAGAGAUGGAAAGGAUGCAUUUAAAAUCGAAUGCAUGGGACGGAAUUUCCAUGAAAACUGCUACAGGUGUGAGGAUUGCAGGAUCCCGCUGUCCGUUGAGCCCACAGACCAAGGCUGUUACCCGUUGAACGACCGCCUCUUCUGCAAACCAUGUCACGUCAAGCGCAGUGCGGCAGGAUGUUGCUGAAGGCGCUACACGGGCACCUGGCCCCAGUCUCAGAAAUGAGCAUUUGUGAUGGCUCCUGCCUGGAGGCCCUUCCCAUGUCCUUGCCAACCUCAGUUUCCCUUCUUCACCUACUGUUGCAGAAGCUAUCCUAAGCCCCAGGGAGCCCCCCAUCUGCAGGAAUACCAGAGAGACCUGAAAAGAGUGAUGGGAACUCCCUUCAAUCUUGAAACUUAUGUCUCUAGCUUGAGAGAAAGCAGCAUGGUAUCAAUGAAUCAUCAAUAAAAAUUUGUUAAGCAAAUACUAUGUGCCUGGCACUGUGCUAAGCACUGGGGUUCCAAAAAGAAGCAAAAGACAGCCCUUGCCCUUGAGGACUCACAAUCUAAUUGGAAGAACCCUGGCUUAGGAGAUGAGAGACCUGGCUUCAAGAUCCAGCUCUGCCACUUAGCUGUGUGACUAUGGACAAAGCCCUUCAUCUCUCUAGUCCUUAGUUCCCUCAUCUGUAAAAUGAAGGGUUUUGACCAGAUUCUAUCUAAAGUCCCUCCUGAGUCUAAAAAGAAAUCUGAUCUUUCCUUUUCCCCCAGGGUGAUGCUGCUCAAGGCAUGAGGAGGACUACCAUAUAUUCACAUUCCCUGUGUAUUAUCUGUUGUUUUAUGGCUCUUACCCUGAAAUGUGGGAUCUUUUCUCCAUGAGAGUUUGGUUGUCUCAAUCUAUUAGGGAAG